This is a messenger RNA of Malania oleifera, 2211 nucleotides long. RefSeq names its product coatomer subunit delta. Gene Ontology annotation, biological process: retrograde vesicle-mediated transport, Golgi to endoplasmic reticulum; Golgi localization; endoplasmic reticulum to Golgi vesicle-mediated transport. Bases 306 to 1889 code for a protein of 527 amino acids. Lineage: Eukaryota; Viridiplantae; Streptophyta; Magnoliopsida; Santalales; Ximeniaceae. The transcript is spliced from 12 exons. The record is from RefSeq and is a predicted model, not a curated record. Gene Ontology annotation, cellular component: COPI vesicle coat; cytosol.
CUAAUAUUUUUCAAAUGAGAAAAGAGAAAUAACAGAAAAUAAAAUGGCUAAAACGGGUAGUUCCUCCUCUUCGUCGCACUCCGAUAUAUUGAACAUUCGAUUUUCUUCCACUUAACACAGCGACACGCAGUGAGCCAGCAUUUGCUGCGUCUCCACUCUUCCUUCUCCUCCGUCGCCAGCGAGGGUUUCCGAUCUCACUGAACAGGAGCAACGAAUCCUUCUCUUUAAUUGUUGCACUUAGGGGCUUUAAGCCACCUGUCUUGCUGCCUUACUGUUGGUGAUUCCUGAAUUGCAAUUGGGUCAAGAUGGUUGUUCUUGCAGCUUCUAUUAUAAGUAAAUCUGGAAAAGCACUUGUUUCGAGGCAGUUUGUGGACAUGUCUCGUAUAAGAAUCGAGGGGCUUCUUGCAGCUUUCCCCAAGUUGGUAGGAACUGGAAAACAACAUACAUAUGUUGAGACAGAAAAUGUGCGAUAUGUUUACCAGCCUAUUGAAGCCUUAUAUUUGCUAGUAGUAACAAAUAAACAAAGUAACAUUCUUGAAGAUUUGGAGACUCUGAGGCUACUGUCAAAACUUGUACCUGAGUAUUCUCCCUCUCUAGAUGAAGACGGUGUUUGCAAGGCAGCUUUUGAACUUAUUUUUGCAUUUGAUGAAGUCAUCUCCCUGGGUCACAAGGAAAAUGUAACAGUAGCUCAAGUUAAGCAGUAUUGUGAGAUGGACAGUCAUGAAGAAAGAUUGCACAAACUGGUACUGCAGAGUAAGAUCAAUGAAACCAAGGACGUUAUGAAGCGCAAAGCUAGUGAAAUUGACAAAAGCAAGAUUGAAAAGAAUAGAGGUGAUAAAGGAGGCUUUAUGUCCCUCCAAUCAAUGGGUUCUGGUAGAAUCGAGAGUACCUUUAGUGAUAUGAGCAUAUCUAGUGGUGGAGGUGGUUUUGGAAGUGGUUCUGGGUUUGGAUUAAGCACUGAUGUUGACUCCUUCUCUAGCAAGUCUAAAGGUCGUCCAUCUGCAUCUGCCACUGCUCCUCCGAAAGGUCUUGGAAUGCAGCUUGGUAAGACACAAAGAACCAAUCAGUUUUUGGAAUCUUUGAAAGCUGAAGGUGAAGUGAUUAUUGAGGAUUCAAAACCAAGUGCCGGGCCUCGGUCAGCCGCUCCACCACUGACUGAUCCAAUCACAUUGACUGUUGAAGAGAAGCUUAAUGUGACACUGAAGCGGGAUGGUGGGGUCAGUAACUUUGAUGUUCAAGGGACCUUAUCACUCCAAAUUCUUAAUGAGGAUGAUGCAUAUAUCCAAGUUCAGGUUGAGACGAGAGGGAAUUCAGGGAUUUUAUUCAAGACCCAUCCUAACAUUAACAAGGAGUUGUUUUCCAAUGAAAAUAUUCUAGGCCUCAAGGAUCCAAACAGGCCUUUUCCAAUUGGUCAAGCUGGUGACGGUGUUGGGCUUUUGAAGUGGAGAAUGCAGACUGUGGAUGAGUCAGUCGUGCCAUUGACAAUCAACUGCUGGCCCUCUGUAUCCGGGAAUGAAACUUAUGUCAGCAUCGAGUAUGAGGCUUCAUCAAUGUUUGAUCUGCGGAAUGUCGUGAUUUCAGUGCCUCUUCCAGCUCUCCGGGAAGCCCCAAAUGUCAGGCAGAUUGAUGGGGAAUGGAGGUAUGAUUCUAGAAAUUCCAUUUUUGAGUGGUCAAUACUUCUCAUUGAUAACUCUAAUCGCAGUGGGUCAAUGGAAUUUGUUGUUCCUCCGGCGGAUUCAUCUGCAUUCUUUCCUAUUUCUGUGCGUUUUACCGCCACCAGUACAUUCAGUGAUCUCAAGGUUCUCAAUAUCUUACCACUGAGAGGUGGACCUCCUCCUAAGCAUUCUCAGAGAACGCAGCUUUUCACAGAGAAUUACCAAGUGGCAUGACUGGUUAUUUUGUGGAAGAUGCGUUUUUGACAUCUUAUUUUGUGAUGCUUUCUGUUUAAACCACCAAAACGGUUGUUUCAUUUCUUUUUUAUAUUUUGUGCUUGAGUCAGUUUUUCAGAUCCAGCUACGGUGGAGAAAAUCAAUGUUUUGUUUCUUAUUAUUUGACUUUUUAUUUAGGUUAUUUCUAUCGUUUGCAACUUAGAUUGCAGUCCUCGGGAGCAUGCCUACUGUUUACUUCUUUAUAAGCAGAAGAGUUGAAUAGUUCAUCUUAAACACUCAAUGAUAUAUUUUGGAGUGAAAUAAAAGUAGAAUGAAUGAAAAA